GAUACAGUACUGUAGUCCAUGAAAAUGGGCUACAGAAACUUGGAUUUGCUUUGUACACGCAGUAUUGAAAGGCAAACUAUCAAGUGAUGAAAAAUGUGCAUGGAUGCUUCCAAGUCAUCAAGGACUGGAAUGUUUGGCCUAGGCUAUACAAUGCAAGGGUUUUCUGUUGUCUUAUGUGUAGGCUACAUCAGGCCCUAUAGAUAACGUUAAUGCCUUCUUUCAAUCAUUCACAUAAGAAAUAUAGGCUGCAUUUCGCACGCCAACCCAAAUCCAAAGUUAGUUAUGCCAAUGCAGCUCCCUGUGAUCCCCUUGCUGAUGGAACUUCGUCCGGAGCAGGUCAGUCAUAUGUUUUCUACCACGUCAUGAGGAAGGAAGUGACCAGCAGGCGGACUUUCGUGGCACCUUUUGAUUCUGACUGUUCUUGUUUGAAUGUCUACCUGAUCACAGAGAAAACAUGGAGCCGGGUUAUGUGGGUGAAAAUGACGGUCUGACGUUUUGGCUGGCAAGACCCGAAGAUUAUGAUGAUGUCAUGUCCAUAUCACAGGACAUAUACAGGGGAAAUGACUACCUACCCCACCGAUAUCAUGAGUGGAUGGACGAACCUGACCGAGUGGUCAUACUGGCCAGGAGAGCAGGCAAACUGGUGGCAUUAGAGUCUGGGAUAGUGGUGGAUGAUGGUCAGACAGUGGUGGUGGAGGGCUUACGGGUCUGUCCCAGCGAGAGAGGCCAUGGAGUGGCAGGGGUCAUCCAGGCAUUUGCUGAUAGCUACAUGAAGAAGCUCUACCCCAGCAUCAAGGUGAAGCACUUGACCCGAGGAGACGAUCCAGGACCGGAGAAACUGUCCAAGUUUCGACUGUUGGCCAGGAGGGCUAUUCUGUCUUUAUCUGGAGAGACAGAGAGUUUUGAUGGCUUUAUCUCGGCGCUGAAGGCGAAGCUGAUGUCAAAUGAAGGAGCGGGCGGGUCGGGCGGCACACACCUGGCCCUGGAGACGGAGCAGCAACUCCGGACCAUCCUGCUGGAACCAGACAUCGUCUCCAGGCUACAGCUGCCUGGUGGUGCAAUCAUCCAGGACUGGCAGCCCCUGCAGCCAAUAGAAAGCAACCUAGCGGUGCUGAGGAGGCGGAACCUCGCGUGGUUUGUGGGCGGGCCACCUGAGAAGCCGGCGUUUGUGAGUUUCUACACGCCGCCGUACCCUGUGACAUUCAACGGGGGGGCGCUGCGACUCAACAUCGACCUGUACGGCACGGACCAGGGCCUGGCGUGCGGGGCGCUGCUGGCCAACCUGGAGAAGGUCAGGGCGGAGCUGAGGGGCACAGUGGCGAUGCACGUGUACAUGCACGGCUCGUUGUAUGAGAGCCUCAGGACGUUCUGCCAGACUGAGACAGGGGUGCAGGAGUGCUGGGAGAAGUGGGAGCAGCUGUUUCUGGAAAGAGAUUUGUAAUGAGAGGGGGGGGGGGGGGGGGGAUUGAGUGUGUGUGUGUGUGUGUGCACAUGUAUGUGAGCGCAUGCGUGUGUGUG
Alosa sapidissima (American shad) is the source of this 1518-nucleotide messenger RNA. RefSeq names its product N-acetyltransferase 16, like (gene nat16l). Lineage: Eukaryota; Metazoa; Chordata; Actinopteri; Clupeiformes; Clupeidae. The transcript is spliced from 4 exons. Gene Ontology annotation, molecular function: acyltransferase activity, transferring groups other than amino-acyl groups. Bases 455 to 1441 code for a protein of 328 amino acids. The record is from RefSeq and is a predicted model, not a curated record.